Molecule: messenger RNA, 1578 nt
Organism: Alligator sinensis (Chinese alligator)
Lineage: Eukaryota; Metazoa; Chordata; Crocodylia; Alligatoridae
Gene: KCNC3
Product: potassium voltage-gated channel subfamily C member 3
Exons: 4
Coding region: 1-1578 (525 amino acids)
Biological process (GO): potassium ion transmembrane transport; protein homooligomerization
Cellular component (GO): neuronal cell body membrane; axon; voltage-gated potassium channel complex
Molecular function (GO): delayed rectifier potassium channel activity; protein binding
Source: RefSeq, a predicted model, not a curated record
AUGACUAGUGCCAAACACAAGGGUGAAGAGAAGGAGGGGGGAGGGGAGGGGAGGGGAGGGGAGGGAGAGACCUACCGCAGCACCCUGCAGACCCUGCCCGGCACCCGCCUGGCCUGGCUGGCCGAGCCCGACGCCUGCAGCAACUUCGACUACGACCCCAAAGCCGACGAGUUCUUCUUCGACCGGCACCCGGGGGUCUUCGCCUACGUGCUCAACUAUUACCGCACGGGCAAGCUGCACUGCCCCGCCGACGUGUGCGGGCCGCUCUUCGAGGAGGAGCUCGCCUUCUGGGGCAUCGACGAGACGGACGUGGAGGCCUGCUGCUGGAUGAACUACCGGCAGCACCGCGACGCCGAGGAGGCGCUCGACUCCUUCGAGACCCCCGACGGCGCGAGCGGCAACGGCGGCGGCGACGACGACGAAGCGGACGACCUCAAGCGGCUCUGCCUGCAGGAGGACGGGCGCAAGCUGGGCUGGUGGCGCCGCUGGCAGCCCAAGGUGUGGGCGCUCUUCGAGGACCCCUACUCGUCCAAGAUGGCCAGGUACGUGGCUUUUGCCUCGCUCUUCUUCAUCCUCAUCUCCAUCACCACGUUCUGCCUGGAGACCCACGAGGCCUUCAACCGCAUCAUCAACAAGACGGAGACGGUUGUGUUGGCUAACGGGACGGACACACAGGUCGACGUGGAGGUGGAGACAGAGCCCUUCCUCACCUACGUGGAGGGCAUGUGUGUGGUGUGGUUCACCUUUGAGUUCCUCAUGAGAAUUAGCUUCUGCCCAGACAAGCUAGAGUUUGUCAAGAGCAGCCUCAACAUCAUUGACUUUGUGGCCAUCCUGCCCUUCUACCUGGAGGUAGGGCUCAGUGGCCUGUCCUCCAAAGCAGCCAAGGAUGUUCUGGGUUUCCUCCGCGUUGUGCGUUUUGUCCGUAUUCUCCGCAUCUUCAAGCUGACCCGCCACUUCGUGGGUCUCCGGGUGCUGGGCCACACGCUGCGGGCCAGCACCAAUGAGUUCCUGCUUCUCAUCAUCUUCCUGGCCUUGGGGGUCCUCAUCUUUGCCACCAUGAUCUACUAUGCUGAGCGCAUUGGAGCCGACCCUGACGACAUCACGGGCAGCAAGCACACCUACUUCAAAAACAUCCCCAUCGGUUUCUGGUGGGCCGUGGUCACCAUGACCACACUGGGCUAUGGUGACAUGUACCCCAUGACGUGGUCGGGAAUGCUGGUUGGGGCACUGUGUGCCCUGGCUGGGGUGCUUACUAUUGCCAUGCCCGUGCCUGUGAUUGUCAACAACUUUGGCAUGUACUACUCCCUUGCCAUGGCCAAGCAGAAGCUACCAAAGAAGAAGAACAAACAUAUCCCACGUGCCCCCCAGCCUGGCUCCCCCAACUACUGCAAGCCUGAUGCCGCCCCCAGCCCCCAUCGUAGCACCCAGGGUGAUGCUUGCCCCCUGGCCCAGGAGGAGAUCAUCGAAAUCAACCGGGCAGGUUACGAGAAGUCCCGGAGCCUGAACAGCAUUCUCCUCUAUGUCUGUCUGUCCAUCCCCAUACCCCUGGCUUUCUGUCUGUCCAGCCAGCCAUCCUGA